AUGCUCUUUCUCUCCACCAAUCAGCCAGUCAUCCUUCUCCUCCUAUCACUGUUAUCGCUCUUCAGUCUUUCAAACGCAACAGUAGCUGUCGGGAGAGGCGCACCGGCGUCGGGCCCAGUCUACAUUCUCGGCACACCGUCAUCAUCGUCGUCGGGUGACGGCGCAGCAGCAGUAGCCCGGGUCGGCAGUGCCCUGCGCACUCUCGGCUUCCCGACGACAUACCUGCCAUUCCUGGCCGACGACGACAACGGAAGCAACAACAACGCGACCACCUACUACGACCACUACGCUGCCAUCAUCUCGCGCGAACCAGGCGCGAAGUUCAUCCUGCCCGCCGAUUCCCCUUCCCCGUCAGGGAGCAGUUGGCUCCGCCGGCUGCUACAAGAAAAGCAGCGUACCAAUGGCGCGUCGUUGCAGCCGCGCAGCAAUGCCAACGACAACGCUCACCCCCAUACGCUCGCCCUCCGCGCCCUAUUCUCACAGCCCGCGCACUCGCAACAGCUGCUCGAGCUGCGUUUCGACGGCAACAACAACGCCGACUCCCAUCAGAGCAACAGCGUCGCGCUGCCGCCGAGCGAGCAGCUGCAGGCGUGGGAGCAGCUGUGCGAUUUCCUCGGGCUGGGCUACAGUGUCGUGGAGAGGCUGAAGCUGAGGCGGUUUCCUUGA
Messenger RNA from Lasiodiplodia theobromae, 666 nucleotides. RefSeq lists its product as uncharacterized. The transcript has a single exon. NCBI's taxonomy places the organism in Eukaryota, Fungi, Ascomycota, Dothideomycetes, Botryosphaeriales, Botryosphaeriaceae. The record is from RefSeq and is a predicted model, not a curated record. The coding region runs from base 1 to 666 and encodes 221 amino acids.